This is a messenger RNA of Trypanosoma brucei brucei TREU927, 1380 nucleotides long. RefSeq lists its product as hypothetical. The transcript has a single exon. Lineage: Eukaryota; Euglenozoa; Kinetoplastea; Trypanosomatida; Trypanosomatidae. The coding region runs from base 1 to 1380 and encodes 459 amino acids. The record is from RefSeq and is a predicted model, not a curated record.
AUGGGUGAAAAUGACAACGCUCAGCAAUUGGUCGAUGAGAUAAACGGUAACCUAAUUGAAUGGACAACUGGCGGCGACUCAGAGAGGCUUAUUUUCCGGCUCCUUGACCUCUAUAACCGCUUUAUGGUCGCCGUUCACCGCGAUUUAGUGUCCUGUGGAGACCAAGGCCCUGCACUGGCUACUGCAGUCUGCAUACCCCUGUGGGAAAUGCUACACCUUUAUAGCGGUCCCCUAGGACCUUUCCGUGCCUCAUCCAAGGCGUUUGCUAUUACGCUUUUGACGUCACUGUACCCCAAAACAAGAGAUCGCCGAUGUCUUUACCAGCAAUUGGGAUGUAUUUGCAGUUUAGGACAUCCGCCCGUACCACUAAGCUGGUGCUUACCCAUGUCGACUGAGGUUGUGGAGCAUGUUACUGGCGAUGGCUCCGCUGAGGACAGUUAUGAAGCAGUCGUGGGCUAUGUGCGAAACACAGUAUCGGCUGAGGGUAACAUUAUCCGUGCUAGCUCUUCCAGCGUUCUCAAUGAAAAGGUGGGAAUGUUGUUGGAAGACGUUCUUCCACGAUGCUACCUCGUUGUGGAGGAGUCUGCUACGGCUUGCAAGGAGAUAUCAUACGAAAACGCUAUAAUAAUAACUAUAGGUGCUAACGAAAGGUCCCCUUCGCGUUCCUUAUGUGUGCUAAAACCAGUCAUAUGGAAGUAUUUGGUACUCCUUCAUGUGUAUUCACCCGAAGAUGCGAGGUCGUUGGGCAAUUACGUAACAAACUCCUCGUGGGCACAGAGAACUGUACGUGUGUCGGCUCAAUGUGAGGCGACCUAUGCUAGUCUUAUUGGGCCAAUUGUACACGAAGCUGCUGUGUGCACUUCCCUAAUAGGGUCUAACGCCAAUGCAGCACCCGACAAUACCCCAUUCCUCUGCCCUCGGUUGCUGGGAACGUUGUUGCCGACUGGCUGCCGAAAAGGCGGGUUGGUAGACGGGUAUGGGAACUUAACAACCCCCUUUAAGCCGAAUAAAAUUAUGAGGCGAGGGGAAACUGUGUACCAGAAUGUCGCGGCGAGUUUGCAUAGUGCAUUAACUGAAUCCAUCCCUAUGGAGCUUUCAUUUUUUAACGCGAGCAGCUCGUGCCGUGAUUGUGACAAGUUGACACUGAUGUGCCGCAGUGCAAUGCUGACUUCGGUGACACAAAACUCCAGUAUAAAGGGACUUCCUGCUUCCGUCGUGGGGCGCAUGCUCUUUGACCGCAAAAGGGGACGGGACGAUGUUUACGAGGGCCCGAUGUUUUUGCCCUCAACUUCUACUCUCUCUGAUCUACUAGGCGAGGACGAGGAAAAUAAAAUGUAUUGCACAUUAGAACGCAUAGCAGCUACACAUCAUCCGGUGUGA